AUGGCGACUCCGCGAGUUCUUCGUUUCGACGAUGACGGUAGACCACUUGACUUUUCCGUCUGGCUUCUUCGCGCUCGCCGUCUGUUAGAGAGUCAGGUCCAGGGGGGCGAGACCCUCUGGUCGCACGCUACUGGUGACCUCCCCGAGCCCCCCGAGCCUACAGCUUUAGGCCCUGCUCCUCACGACGCUGCUACAGCUCGCUUUGCCCGUCAGCCCGCUGACCGGACGGCUUGGACGUCGCGUGACGCUGCGGCCUGCAUCGCACUCAGCAGCCUCCUCCCUGAGUCAGAGGAGGUCCACUUUACUCAGGUUCGCACCGCUGCUGCGUACCUCACUGCGAUUAAGGCCCGCUACUCUACUCCCGCUACUGUCUCUCUUGGCCGUCUUUUCCUCCCGUUCCUGUUUCCUGAUCUCGCCUCGUUUGAGCGCUCUGCUGACUUGAUCGCUCACCUCCGCUCGCUCGACGCUAGUUACCGCGCUGCUUGCACUGAGGCACAGCUUGCACUGCUUCCUCCCCCCAUGGCGAUUACUGUCUAUUUCAUCGCCACUAGCCUCCCUGGCCGCCUAGCCUUCGUUCGUGACGCGCUUCUGCUGAAGCACCCUAGUGAGCUGACUAUCGAGGUCCUUGAGUCUGCACUCAAGGACGUCGAGAGCAACCUUCGCUCGGUAGCUGCCGCCUCUGGUACUGUGUCCCCCCCACUCUUCCACGUGUGCACAGUCCCGCAGUUACCCACCUUCACUGCCUCUCUCGCCACUGCCGCUACUGACGCGACUGCGGCUGCUGUUACGACUGCGUCGCGGUCCCGCGGCAAGGGGGGCAAGAAAGGUAGUUCUGGUGGAGGUGGAGGUGGAGGUAGCGGAGGUAGUGGGGGUGCUGUUGCGACUGGCGGUGGUGGGAGUGCAGCGUCUGGAGAGACCCCUCGUGCAGCGGCUGGUGACUCCACUGCGCCUGCUGGUGGCGGCGACCCCCGAGCUCGUCAGUCGCCUCCUGUACUGCCGACCCCGCUAGGUGGAGCAGCGGCGUGGUACCAGGCUCAGCGUCAGCAGCACCUUCAGCAGCAGCAGCAGCCCCUUUCCUCCCGCCAGCCUCAGCAGCAGCAGCGUCAGCAGCUGGCUCCGGGGUCGGGGCUGCGUCAGCCCCAGCGCGGUGCUUCUUACCCUCCCUGCACCUAUCAGUCACUGCACGUCACACUACCACUUUACCGUGUCCUGCUGCUCCCUCCGGGUCUCUCACUGGGUUUCACGUCCCCUCGUUCUCCCGGAACUUGGUGGGCGUGCAACCCCUCGUGA
Messenger RNA from Closterium sp. NIES-65, 1290 nucleotides. The record is from the annotation of a GenBank genome assembly. NCBI's taxonomy places the organism in Eukaryota, Viridiplantae, Streptophyta, Zygnematophyceae, Desmidiales, Closteriaceae.